AUUAUUUUUGGGUUUUCUAUAAUUCGUCAUAAUGGGAAGAGGCGGAAUCCAAGAAGAAGAGAGCCAAAAAAAGCGAAAAACAUGGCGAUGGCCUUUAGCGACUUUGGUUGUUGUGUUUUUGGCAGUUGCUGUGAGCUCUAGGACGAAUUCUAAUGUCGGUUUCUUCUUCAGCGAUCGAAAUUCUUGUAGCUGUUCACUUCAGGGAACAGGUAAAUACAAAGGUAUGGUUGAGGACUGUUGCUGUGAUUAUGAAACAGUGGACAAUCUCAACAGUGAGGUUUUGAAUCCUUUGCUUCAAGAUCUCGCCACAACCCCAUUUUUCCGGUACUAUAAGGUUAAACUGUGGUGUGACUGCCCAUUCUGGCCAGACGAUGGAAUGUGUCGUUUGCGUGAUUGCAGUGUCUGUGAAUGUCCAGAGAAUGAGUUUCCAGAACCAUUUAAAAAGCCAUUUGUCCCAGGUCUUCCUUCUGAUGAUCUGAAGUGUCAAGAGGGAAAACCUCAGGGAGCUGUUGAUCGUACUAUAGAUAACAGAGCAUUCAGAGGUUGGGUCGAAACCAAGAAUCCAUGGACACAUGACGAUGACACAGAUAGCGGUGAGAUGACUUAUGUCAAUCUUCAGUUAAACCCCGAACGAUAUACUGGUUAUACCGGACCUUCGGCUAGAAGGAUUUGGGACUCCAUAUAUUCAGAGAACUGUCCAAAAUAUUCAUCUGGAGAGACAUGCCCAGAGAAAAAGGUUUUGUACAAAUUGAUAUCCGGUCUUCAUUCUUCGAUCUCGAUGCACAUAGCAGCUGAUUAUCUUCUUGAUGAGUCAAGUAACCAGUGGGGACAGAAUAUUGAACUGAUGUAUGAUCGAAUUCUGAGACAUCCGGAUCGUGUCAGAAAUAUGUACUUCACGUAUCUCUUUGUGCUACGUGCUGUAACUAAAGCAACAGCCUAUUUGGAGCAAGCAGAGUAUGACACAGGAAACCAUGCUGAAGAUCUGAAAACACAGUCCUUGAUCAAACAGUUAUUGUAUAGUCCGAAACUCCAAACAGCAUGUCCUGUUCCGUUUGAUGAAGCUAAGUUGUGGCAAGGUCAAAGUGGACCAGAACUAAAACAGCAGAUCCAGAAACAAUUCAGAAAUAUAAGUGCACUGAUGGAUUGCGUAGGUUGUGAAAAAUGCCGGCUUUGGGGGAAGCUUCAGGUUCAGGGUCUUGGUACAGCAUUGAAAAUUCUCUUCUCUGUUGGAAACCAAGGCAUUGGUGACCACCACACACUGCAACUACAACGGAACGAGGUGAUUGCACUGGUAAAUUUGCUCAACCGUCUCUCUGAGUCGGUUAAGAUGGUCCACGAUAUGGGACCUGAUGUGGAGCGGCUAAUGGAGGAUCAGAUAGCCAAAGUAUCAGCUAAACCCGGAAGAUUAAGAAGAAUAUGGGAUUUAGCUGUCUCCUUCUGUAAAAAAAGCAAAUAUGUGACAGAUUCGGAGCACAUAAUAGGGGAAGUAAUCGUGUAUCUCCAAAAGCAUCUUCUGUGUAGAAACUACAGUGUUCUUCUUCCCUCUGUUGUAUUUGCACUUUCUCUCAUGGUUCUUCGCAAUGGCCUCGACACUACAGGUACCGAGUCAGAAGGUGGUUACAAGGUCAUCAAAUCUUUGUGUUCUAGAAUUAGUAGUCCUCCUGAGGCUAUUCCGGUCUGGAGAUGGUCAUAUCAUCAGGAUCUUCCAUCGGAACGCGCCACAGAUCCGAAAAAGAUUGAUGAACUCUAUGCGUGCCAAGAGCUUUUGCUGAUAUUUUCGGAUAUGCUUGGAGAAACGGCAUGGGAAUCUCAACAGGUGUUGUUGCUUGGUGAAAGUUUUGACAUGUCCACUGUAUUUGAAUGGGAACGAGCUAUGGUCGCCGGGAAACGAAAAUCCGACAGAAACCCAACAAAUGUAUCCGACAAACUUGGUCUAAAAGACCCAUUACUGCGCCGUCUCUCUUCCGCCGCCGCCGUCACUCACUCCUUUCUCCAAGCCAACGAUCUCUUCCUCUCACCAUCACAAUCUCUCCGCCUUGAAUCCCUAAUCUCAUCUCUCCCAAUCUCACCAACCCCUUCUCCCUCCUCCGCCGUCACCACCGCCACGUGGUUCAACCGCUUCUUAACCUCCGCCACAGAAGACGACGAUGAUCCUCGCUGGUGUCUUUGUUUCCGAAUGUCGAAAUCCACCUUCUUCAAUCUCUUCUCUAUCCUCUCACCUUCUUCGCUUCCUUCGUUCGCUGCCGCAAUCUUCCGUCUCGCUCACGGUGCUUCCUACGAGUGUCUCGUUCACAGAUUCGGGUUUGAUUCCACUUCCCAAGCUUCACGCUCUUUCUUCACUGUCUGCAAACUCAUCAAUGAGAAAUUAAGUCAACAACUUGAUGAUCCAAAACCCGAUUUUUCGCCUAAUCUGCUCCCGAAUUGCUGCGGUGUCGUCGGAUUCGGGAGGUUUGAGGUUAAAGGAAAGCUUCUUGGUGCAAAAGGUUCAAUUUUGGUUCAAGCAUUGGUUGAUUCCGAUGGCAGAUUCGUUGAUAUCUCAGCUGGUUGGCCAAGUACGAUGAAACCAGAAGCUAUUUUCAGACAGACGAAGCUUUUCUCAAUUGCAGAGGAAGUUCUCAAUGGAGCUCCGACCAAACUUGGGAAUGGAGUAUUGGUUCCUCGUUACAUUUUGGGAGAUUCUUGUCUUCCUUUAUUGCCAUGGCUUGUGACACCUUAUGAUUUGACUUCAAACGAAGAGGAAGAGGAGAGUUCUAGAGAGGAUUUUAACAAUGUGGUUCACACUGGAUUGCAUAGUGUUGAGAUUGCGUUUGCUAAGGUUCGAACUCGGUGGCGGAUUCUUGAUAAGAAAUGGAAACCAGAGACAAUCGAGUUUAUGCCGUUUGUUCUAACUACGGGUUGCUUGUUGCAUAAUUUUCUUGUGGAUUCUGGAGAUGAUGAUGAUUCACUGGAGGAAUGUGUGAAUGGUUGUGCUGCUGGUGAUAAUGGUGAGACGAGGAAAGAUGAAAAAGAUGAUGAUGAGAAGACUCGGAGGUUCGAAGGAGAAGCAUAUAUAGGGUCGAGGAGGAUCAGAGAUGCUAUCGCGGAGAACCUGAGCCGAGUGAGUUUACUAAGAUGAAAUUGAAAGCCUUGUUUGUUUUAGCCUCAUGUUGUAAAUUGUGGGAUUCUGCUGUCUUUUUUUCUUUUGUGUACAUCUGUUUUGAUAUGCAGUUUACGGCUUAGAAGGUGAACUAGAUAAUGUAAUGUUGAUGGUUACUGGUUUCUUGGACCCUAAAAUCAAUCAUAGCUGUCCAAAGAAAAGUAAAGCUUGAUU
Molecule: messenger RNA, 3310 nt
Organism: Arabidopsis arenosa
Lineage: Eukaryota; Viridiplantae; Streptophyta; Magnoliopsida; Brassicales; Brassicaceae
Source: the annotation of a GenBank genome assembly